AUGGAUCUGCUGGCUACUGUCAGAAAAGAAGGAUCGCGUGGCGGCCGUGGCGACUUCAAGUGGUCAGAUGUUCAGACGUCUUCGCACCGUGAAAAUUACCUCGGCCAUUCUUUGAUGGCUCCGGUGGGUCGCUGGCAAAAGGGGCGUGACCUCAACUGGUACGCCAAAGGGGAUUCCAGUCCAAACACCGCCGAAGACCCUGCCGCCAAAGCUGCAAGAGAGCGAAAGGAGGAGAUUCGGAGAGUCAAAGAGGCGGAGGAGGACGCCCUAGCAAGAGCUCUCGGACUGCCGGUGACUCCGCGGCACAAUCCGAACAUGGAAGAGCUAGGCACGCAACGUGAGGUUGGGAAUGUUCUGAAAGCGGCUGCAGGAGACGAAGACGCCACAGUGUCAAGGGGUGUUGGAUAUGGCCGACUUGCAGGGGUUUCGGCUCCAGAUGAGGGGCAGUCCACCACCGAGCGUCUGGAGGGCACCGCCAAAGAUCAAGACAAGGAGCUUCAGCACGCGCUCCGGGAAUACAAACGCCGCCAUGGAGUCGAAGCAGGCACAGACACAGGGAGGGUCACGAAAGAAGACACAGAGAUGACCGUCGCCGCCAUAGUGAGCGCCGUCACGAUGGUAGGUCUCCGCGACGAACUAGACCUGUGCGGGACAGAUCAAGAUCCUUUUCGCCUGGCCGCGAGCGAGAUUACACUCGUUGCGAGCGGCCGCGAAGUCACUCCCCAUCCCGUCGCCGUCAGGAAAGGAACCGGCAUGAUAGAGAAGGAGGGCGUCCAGGGUCGCGCCAUCGCUAGCUUAUCAUUGGGUGAGUAA
Molecule: messenger RNA, 813 nt
Organism: Cladophialophora yegresii CBS 114405
Lineage: Eukaryota; Fungi; Ascomycota; Eurotiomycetes; Chaetothyriales; Herpotrichiellaceae
Exons: 2
Coding region: 1-813 (270 amino acids)
Source: RefSeq, a predicted model, not a curated record